Messenger RNA from Oreochromis aureus, 1523 nucleotides. Its product is annotated as nuclear factor 7, ovary-like. The transcript is spliced from 2 exons. NCBI's taxonomy places the organism in Eukaryota, Metazoa, Chordata, Actinopteri, Cichliformes, Cichlidae. Bases 140 to 1519 code for a protein of 459 amino acids. The record is from RefSeq and is a predicted model, not a curated record. Gene Ontology annotation, molecular function: zinc ion binding; protein binding.
AGACGAUCAGACUGAGUUCAGACCAAACUAGCAGCUUCCUCUGAGUGAGUCCAGCUACAGGAGAGAAAAGUGGAAAACUCCAACACUGCUGCUUCAAGCUGCUGAUGCUCCAAACACUGAAUCUUCACUCACAGACUCAAUGGCUUCCAGAUCAGAGGAGGAUCUCUGCUGUCCGGUCUGUCAGGAGGUCUUCAGAGAUCCUGUUCUUCUGUCAUGUAGCCACAGCUUCUGUAAAGACUGUCUGAAGAGAUGGUGGAGAGAGAGAACAACACACGAGUGUCCAGUUUGUAAGGAAAUUUCACUUUAUGAUCCACCUUUAAAUCUGGCGUUAAAGAACCUGUGUGAGUCGUUCUUACAGGAGAGAGAUCAGAGAGCUUCAGAGGCUCUCUGCAGUCUGCACUCUGAGAAACUCAAACUCUUCUGUCUGGACCAUCAGCAGCCAGUGUGUGUCGUCUGCAUAGACUCAGAAAAUCACACCAAUCACAGAUUCAGACCCAUCGAUGAAGUUGCACAACAACACAAAAACGAACUUCAGGAAACUCUGGAGCCCUUAAAGAAGAAGUUAAAGGUUUGUGAAGAAGUUCAAGUGAAGUUUGAUCAAACAGCAGAACACAUUAAGGUCCAGGCCCGACACACAGAGAGGCAGAUUAAGGAGCAGUUUAAGAAGCUUCACCAGUUUCUAGCAGAGGAAGAGGAGGCCAGGCUGGCUGCACUGAGGGAGGAAGAGGAGCAGAAGAGUGGGAUGAUGAAGGAGAAGAUGGAGGCUCUGAGCAAAGAGAUAGCAGCUCUUUCAGACACAGUCAGAGCCACAGAGGAGGAGCUGAGAGCUGAAGACGUCUCAUUCCUGCACAACUACAAGGCUGCAGUGGAAAGAGUCCAGCGCUGCCCCCUGCUGGAUGAUCCACAGCUGCCCUCAGGAGCUCUGAUAGACCAGGCCAAACACCUGGGCAACCUGACCUUCAACAUCUGGAACAACAUGAAGGACAUGGUCUCCUGCACUCCUCUCAUUCUGGACCCAAACACUGCUCAUCCAGAGCUCAUCCUGUCUGAAGAUCUGACCAGUGUGAGACGAGGAGAAGAGAUGCAGCAGCUUCCUGAUAAUCCAGAGAGGUUUGAUUUUCUCCUCCCUGUUCUGGCCUCUGAGGGCUUUAACUCAGGGACUCACAGCUGGGAUGUUGAUGUUGGAGACAGUACAUGGUGGAGACUGGGUGUGUUUGAAGAGUCUGUGCAGAGGAAGGGAAUCAUAACAUUUGGAUUAUGGGGAAUAUUGUUUAGUCUAAGAAAAUACUACACACUCUCACAAUCCGCUCUAUACACUGCUCUCCCAAUUGCGAAGAAGCUCCAGAGGAUUAGAGUGAAUCUGGACUGGAACAGAGGAAAGCUGUCGUUCUCUGAUCCUGAUACUAACACACACAUACACACCUUCACACACACUUUCACUCACAGGAUGUUUCCAUAUUUUGAAGCUGAUGGUAAAAUAAAGGUGUUGCCAAUGAAGGUGUCAAUGGAGAUGAUUUAGUUUG